Messenger RNA from Pipistrellus nathusii (Nathusius's pipistrelle), 1737 nucleotides. NCBI's taxonomy places the organism in Eukaryota, Metazoa, Chordata, Mammalia, Chiroptera, Vespertilionidae. The record is from the annotation of a GenBank genome assembly.
AUGGCGCAGGACGUGCCGGAGUUCCUGAGCCAGAACCCGCGGGCGGCCGCCUGGGUGGAGGCGCUGCGCGGCGACGGCGAGACCGACAAGCACUGGCGCCACCGCCGGGAGUUCCUGCUCCGCAACGCGGGCGACCUGGCCGCCGCGGAGGAGGAGGAGGAGGCGGCGGCGGCGGCCGGCAGCGGCGCCCGCCGGCGGCAGCUGCAGCAGCUCGUCUCCUUCUCCAUGGCCUGGGCCAACCACGUCUUCCUCGGGUGCCGGUACCCCCAAAAAGUUAUGGAUAAAAUACUUAGUAUGGCUGAAGGCAUCAAAGUGACCGAUGCUCCAAUCCAUACCACACGAGACGAACUGGUUGCCAAGGUGAAGAAAAGAGGGAUAUCAAGUAGCAAUGAAGGGGUAGAAGAGCCAACGAAAAAACGAGUUCUGGAAGGAAACACCAGUUCUGCAGUUGAGCAAGAUAAUGCAAAGAUUUCUGCCAAAACAGAACAUGCAUCAGCUCAGCAGGAAAACAACUCGGUGUGUGCAGGGUCAUCUACCGAACCAGAGAGCGGCGGGACGUCCGCCCGGAGCUUCGGCACCUCCGAUCAGAGCAGCUCUACCAGUGAUGGCGAUCAGCCUGCGUCCAGCCCGAGCAGCGCCUCCUCUCAGGUCACCGCAGCAGGGGCUGGCAAGGCUUCUGAGGCAGAAGCCCCAGAUAAACACAGUUCAGCAGCAUCCAUCGUUUCUUCGUUGUUGAGAUCCAGUGUGAAUAGUCACGGGACCCAGUCCACUGAUUCCAGUCAACAAAGUGGAUCCCCUAAAAAGAGUGCUUUGGAAGGCUCUUCGGUCUCGGCCUCCCCAAGCCUCUCAGAGGUUGAGGUGCCACUGUUGGGCUCCUCAGGAAGCGCAGAAAUAGAGUUGCCACUGUUGUCUUCUAAGCCUAGUCCAGAGACAGCUUCAAGUGGGUCAACUUCCAAAGCCAGUUCAGAGGCGAAUGUUUCACCACCGGUUUCUAAGAACAGUUCUUCCUCGGGCACAUCCUUACUGACGCCCAAGAACAGCACCCCAGUAAAUACAUCAAUGCUCACUUCCAAAAGCACUUCGCAGGUAGCUGCAUCGAUACUAGCGUCUAAGAGCAGCCCACAGGCCAGCGGAUCUCUGGUUUCCAAAAGCACUUCCUUAGCAGGUGUGUCCCAACUGGCUUCCAAGGGUAGUUCUCAGACUAGCACAUCCCAGUUGCCUUCUAAAAGUGCUUCCCAGUCAAGUGAGAGUGCUGUCAGAUUCUCUUACUGCAAGUUAACCAAUGAAGAUGUGAAACAGAAGCAGCCCUUUUUCAACAGACUGUACAAAACGGUGGCGUGGAAGUUGGUGGCCGUUGGUGGCUUUAGUCCCAGUGUGAAUCACGGUGAGCUCUUAAACGCGGCUAUUGAGGCCCUGAAAGCAACCCUGGAUGUGUUUUUCGUCCCGCUGAAAGAACUGGCAGAUCUGCCGCAAAGUAAGAGCUCCCAAGAAAGCAUUGUUUGUGAGUUGAGAUGCAAGUCUGUGUAUUUGGGCACUGGCUGUGGAAAAAGCAAGGAAAAUGCAAAAGCGGUUGCAUCAAGAGAAGCACUAAAGGUAUUUCUCAAGAAAAAGGUGGUAGUCAAAAUAUGCAAAAGGAAGUACAAAGGCAGUGAAAUAGAAGACCUGGUGCUCCUUGAUGAAGAAUCAAGGCCUGUGAACUUACCUCCAGCAUUAAAACACCCUCAAGAAUUACUAUAA